Messenger RNA from Artibeus jamaicensis (Jamaican fruit-eating bat), 3530 nucleotides. Its product is annotated as zinc finger protein 271. Lineage: Eukaryota; Metazoa; Chordata; Mammalia; Chiroptera; Phyllostomidae. The transcript is spliced from 3 exons. The coding region runs from base 221 to 2035 and encodes 604 amino acids. The record is from RefSeq and is a predicted model, not a curated record.
UCAGCGAGCCGAGCAAACCCUCCCAGAUUCCCGGAGCGGACCUGGCGAUGGCGGGCUCGCCGCGGGCGAGGCUGGACAGCGGUCUGGAGAACUCCUCGAGAGGAUGUUUCUGGUGGUCUAGGGCCAGGAAUUGUAUCUCCAGGCUCCGCAAUGACUCCCUUCCAAGCCCGGUGGUGCCCACUUGCCUCCGGGUCUCAGACAAGAAAAGCUUACAGAGGACAUGGUAACUCCCCGGUUGCUCCCUGAGGUGUCGAGCGUCCAAUUGCAGCCCAUGGAGAUACAGUCCAAUUAUGAAGCUCAAGACCAACACCUUCUGUCAGAUGGUGAGAUUAAGACCAAGCUUGGAGAGCUUGCUUUGGAGGAGGAAAUUACAGCAAAAACUGAACUACUGACUAAAGAAUCUGACAAACCCAGAAACAAUGUUCUCCAGGAAGCUGAACGCAGAGAAUUCUGUGAAUUUGGAGAUCAGUUAAAUGAAAAGGAUCAGAACCACUAUAAAAGAAGACAACAUCACUGUGGUCAAUGUGGACAAAGCUUUGCUUGGAGUACAGGCCUUAUUAGGCAUCAAAGAACCCACUGGGAGAAACCCUAUGAAUGUGACAAGUGUGGAAAGGCCUUCAGUGUGAGCUCAGCCCUGGUUCUGCAUCAGAGAAUUCAUACUGGGGAGAAACCCUAUCCUUGCAAUUGGUGUAUUAAAAGUUUCACUCGGAGCUCAGACCUUAUUAAACAUCAAAGAGUCCACACCGGUGAAAAACCCUAUAAAUGUGAUGAAUGUGGGAAAGCCUUCAGUCAGAGCUCAGACCUUAUUAUACAUCAGAGAAUCCACACCGGAGAAAGACCCUAUCAGUGCAGCCACUGUAGUAAAAGUUUUAGCCAGCGCUCAGACCUGGUUAAACAUCAGAGAAUCCAUACUGGUGAGAAGCCUUAUACGUGUAACCAGUGUAACAAGCAUUUCAGUCAGAGCUCUGAUGUUAUAAAACAUCAAAGAGUCCACACUGGUGAAAAACCAUAUAAAUGCGAUGUGUGUGGAAAAGCCUUCAGUCAGAGCUCAGACCUUAUCCUACAUCAGAGGAUCCACACUGGGGAGAAACCAUAUCCAUGCGAUCAGUGUAGCAAAAGUUUCAGUCAGAACUCGGACCUUAUUAAACAUCGAAGGAUCCACACUGGAGAGAAACCGUAUACAUGUAAUGAAUGUGGGAAGUCUUUUAAUCAGAGCUCAGUCCUUAUUCUGCACCAGAGGAUUCACACUGGAGAGAAGCCCUACCCGUGUAACCAGUGUAGCAAAACCUUCAGCCGACUUUCAGAUCUUAUUAAUCACCAGCGGAUUCACACUGGAGAGAAGCCUUACCCAUGCAACCAGUGCAGUAAAACGUUCAGUCGAAGAUCAGACCUCGUUAAACACCAGAGGGUGCACACAGGCGAGAAACCCUAUGAAUGUGAUGAGUGCGGGAAGACCUUCAGUCAGAGCUCCAACCUUAUUCUACAUCAGAGAAUCCACACCGGAGAGAAGCCCUACCCGUGCAGCGACUGUACUAAAAGUUUUAGUCGUCGCUCGGACCUUAUCAAACAUCAGAGAAUACAUACUGGAGAGAAGCCAUAUGCGUGUAAUCAGUGCAAUAAAAGCUUUAGUCAAAGCUCAGACCUCACCAAACAUCAGAGAGUGCACUCUGGGGAAAAGCCCUAUCAUUGUGGCAGUUGUGAGAAAGCCUUCAGUCAGAGUUCGGACCUUAUUCUUCACCAGAGAAUUCACACUGGAGAAAAACCGUACCCAUGCACACAGUGCAGCAGAAGUUUCAGUCAGAACUCAGACCGUAUCAAACACCAGAGAGUCCACACCGGGGAAAAGCCAUACAAGUGUAAUGAGUGUGGGAAGGCUUUCAGUCAGUGCUCAGCUCUUAUCCUACAUCAGAGGGUCCACCCUGGGGAGAAACCAAAUCCAUGCGAUCAGUGUGGCAAAAGCUUUAGUCGGCUCUCUGACCUCACUGACCAUCAAAGAAUCCACGCUGGUGAAAAGCCAUACAAAUGCGACACGUAGGAAAGCCUUCAGCACGUGCACCGAUCUUACUGAACACCAGAGAAUCCACCCUGGGGAGAAACCCCGCAGGGCUCUUCAUUGCAGAAGUUUUACUCAGCUCUCUGAACUUACUGACCAUGGCCAAGACAGUGUACAUGCAAUGAAUGUGGGAAAACCUUUAGUGUAUACACCAACUUUAUUCAGUAUGAGAGACACUACACCAGAAAGAAAAUCGUAUGAGUGCUAUUGAUGAUAAUGAAAAAGGUUUUAAUCAAUGCUCAACUCUUGGGCUACAUUAAAAAAAAAAAAUACCCCACAGUGGAUAGAAGACAUUGAUUCCAUUUUUAUAAUGAAGUUUAACUUAGAGCUCAGACAUUACUGAACUUAAAUUCUGAGGAGGAAUCGUGUGUGUUGCGGGAAAAUGUUCAAUGUGAAUAAAAAUUUUAGUGAAUACCAACAACAAUGGAAAGACCUUCGUAUCUGCUAUAAUGUAAGACAAGCUUUAGUCUUAUUCAAUGCAGUCCAUAAGAGGAGAGUUUUAUCAUUGUAAGAAAUGUGUUAACAGUAUUAAGAACCUUAUCAGAUAUUAUAAAAAUCAGUCUUGUGGGGUGUGCAAUCAGAAUGUAGAGAUAUAAUCAUACUGUAAUCUCAAACAUUUAAUGAGCCGAAAUUACCUAUGACAUAUCAGAGAAAUUGCUAAUUAAUGUAGGGAAAACUUAAGCACCUUCCACAACUUAACUGGCAUUCACUCUGAUUUCACAUGUAUCUGCUGACAGCAGGAGAGUUCUAGCUUAUGCUAAUGGUAGUUAUCAUUAAGUCCCCUGUGUGUGAGCAUACUGUGCUAUUCUGGUAUUACAUUUAUUAACUACAUCAAGCCAGUGCCCUACUUUCUCAAAAAAAAAUUUUUUAACCUAGUUUCGGUUUUCCUAAUGAGAAGUUUUUAACUUCCUGUGAUGUUCAACAGCAAAUAUGGAUUGGUUUUGCUCUCAAUAAUGAAGCCUAUAAACUUUAGCAGUGUGAGAUCAUUUCUUCAAUACUUCCAUUUAAUUACAGCUUCUAAAUAUGUGGAACAAUUUUAAAAAAGAAUUCUGCGUGUCAAAAUGUAAUGAUUUCUCUACUACUGUAUUUGUCUUAUAAUCUAUAGACCGAACAAAAUGAUAGCUAAAGUAAUACCCCCAGGUUCUGUGUAGCAUAAUCUACUUUAAAAUAACAAGAUCUGCCCUGGCUGGUGUGGCUCAGUGGAUUGAGGGCGAGCCUGUGAACCAAAGGGUUGCUGGUUUGACUCUAGGUCAGGGCACAUGCCUGGGUUGCGGGCGAGGUCCCCAGUAGGGGGCGUGUGAGAAGCAACUGAUCGAUGUUUCUAUUUCUCCCUCUCUCUAGAAGUAAAUAAAAUCUUUAAAAUUUGUACUUAAAAAAUAAAAAGAUGUACUGAUUUCUUUAAGUGGCGACAUUCAUCAGAUUUUUUGUUUAUUGAUUUCUGAUAUACAUAUUGAUAAUAGGCUUCAUAUAUGUAAAG